This is a messenger RNA of Cricetulus griseus (Chinese hamster), 498 nucleotides long. Lineage: Eukaryota; Metazoa; Chordata; Mammalia; Rodentia; Cricetidae. The record is from RefSeq and is a predicted model, not a curated record.
AUGGGAGUUGAAGUGAAGUUGCCUCCACAACUAAAAGCAUGUCUUGUUGAGGACUGGGACUUGGUAAACAAGGAGAAGCAGUUGUUCCAACUCCCUGCUGAGAAGAAUGUAGAUCAUGUGACUUUCCUGAAGUCACAGAGCAGGUGGGAGAAUUAGGAAUAUUCCGUUGAUGAACUUGUGUAUGGAAUUAGAGAGUAUUUCAACAAGAUGCUGGGUACUCAGCUGCUCUUUCAGUUUGAAAAACCCCAGUAUGAUGAGAUCCUCCUUGCUUACCCAGAUAUUCCGAUGUCUCAGAUUUACGGAGCUCCACACCUCUUGCGAUUAUUUGUGAACAUUGGGACUGCUUUGGCCCAUUCGUCACUUAAUAUGCACAGUCUUAUGUCAGUGUCCAGCUAUAUGCACAGUUUCCUUAAUUACCUUGCAGAGAAUUCCACUUCUCUGUUUGGUGCAAGCAAUUACAAAAUGGCUUCUGUUGCAUAUUGCUUCAAAGCCCUGUGA